This is a messenger RNA of Meloidogyne enterolobii, 324 nucleotides long. The record is from the annotation of a GenBank genome assembly. NCBI's taxonomy places the organism in Eukaryota, Metazoa, Nematoda, Chromadorea, Rhabditida, Meloidogynidae.
AUGCGACUUUACAGAAAAGUUUUAAUUUUCAUACGAUUUCCUUCAUUUAAUAUAAUUGUUAUGAACAUAUUACAAAUAUUUGCUUGUUCAUUAAUCUUAACAAUGCUUGAUGAACCUGCAAAUGCCGGAUGCUUCUCUUUUAUUUCACCAAAAUGUUAUUGUGGGGAAUACAAAAGAAAAGAUUUUACAAUUAAAAAACAAAUUGUCAGUCAAAAUCAAGAAGAAAUUGAAUUAAAUAUAAAUAUGAAGCAUGAAAUUGGAAGGGGAGGAUUUAGCCGUGUAUGUUUAGAACCUUGUCAUUUUCGAGUAUUAAAUCUUCAAUAA